AUGCAGUGUCAUCCCAGAUCUGUGAGCCUCACCGCUGGUCAGCAAGAUGUCCACAAGUUCUGCUACCAUGCUUGGGCCAACUGGGCAAUGCAUAUUCCAACAGAAGAAGGGUCGGCCUUUCCCACUGAGAACCAGGACCUGCAGCCGCGACCUUUGCCUUUGGGUCUGUGCGAUCAUGUCGUUGCUUCCGAUGAGAGUCAGGGGCAGAUGGACGGUGUUCCGGAACCAUUACUUGGAGCUGAUGCCGCCCUUGCUGUGGAAUCUCGACGGUUCCUGCCUCAUCAAACCUUCCAGGAAUUCUAUGAGAUGUAUGUGAACUGGAGCGAAGAUCCAGUUCACUUGAGCUCUUUCCGCCGCAUCUACAUGAAGUCAACAUGGCAGGACAAGCUGCGCAUAGCUGACUCGCAACACCAUGGCAAAUGCAGCACAUGUGAGCGGCUGAAGAUGUUGAGAAAACAAGUCACCACAUCAACACAGGAGAAGCAAGUCCAAGAAGCGCACUCUGGUCAUGUCAAGAGCGUGAUGCUGGAUCGCAACUGUGAUGCCUUGGCGCAGCAAUUGGGAGCUGAUUCGGUGCAGGUCUGUGGCGGUGUCCCGAAAAUUCCUAAUAGGGAGCGAGCUUUGCUGUCCUGGACCCAAGACUCGAUGGAUCAGGCGAAGUUCCGAUGCCCAAGGCACGUCUCCAUGGCCAAGGUUCUCGCCGAUUCCUGGCGCCCUCAACUGGCAGCUCAUGGCAUCAUCAUUGACGGAGUUGGCAAAAUGCUUUUUCUGGCAGAUAUGGAUGUCGGAAAAGGUGCAGACGUUCAGUGCACAGUGACGUGCCGUGCGUUAGAGGUGGUGGCUGAGCGCCUGGCUGAUCGUGGUGUGGAUAUGCCGUUGCAUUUUCGCUGCGUCAGUGACAACGCCACGUCCGACAGCAAAAACAACACUUUUCUGAAGCUUUUGGGCAUCUUGACAGCCCGCGGCAGAGUGAAUUCGGCCGUCUUUUGUCAAGGCCGUGUAGGUCAUACCCACAGCCGCCAGGAUGCUAGCUUCAGCCAUGUGGCGACAGUGUUGUCCAAGGCGCAGACACUCCAGGAUCCGCAAGCCUUCAAGGAAAGGAUCGAAUUCAAUUUGAUGGAUUACCAUGUGGAGCUCCUGCAAGCAGCCAUGGACUUUCAGGCUUGGUUGUUUCCUGUUGGGACCCGGAUCACUGGAUUCAAUCAGACAAAGGAGGCCACGAAGCAAAAUUUGGAGGCAUGUCACUCGUACAAGUUGGUCCGGAGGGAGUGCUUGCCGGAAAAGUGGCGAUCUUUGGUCGUUACUGCUCCUUUCCUUUCGCACCUGGAGGCCCAUCCCAGAGACGUGAUCCUGUUCUCGAAGCAAUAUAUGGCUUCGUCUCAGCUGAGCCAGAAACCGAUGCUCUACAUGCCUUGGGAACUGGUUUCGAAGCUAUCUCCCAAACCAAUGCCAGAACCCAUCCCUCGACACUGCUUCAGUGAGCGCCAAGCGAAAGAAUUCUUGAAAACUGCUUCCCUCAUGGAGUCUUGGAAAUACAAAGAUUCUGCUCUCUACCUGCAAAAUUUGGUUCGCAACAACCAGCAGGGAUCCUCGCCUUCUUGGGCUUUGCCUCCUGUGAAGUGGGUCUUCCAGAUUGACACGGACGAAGGAAAGGUUUGUGUGGAAGGAUUGGCUGAUCAGCUGGAUCUGGGCUUUGCCUUCACAUCACCUUUGGACAUCACUGUUGUGAAGGAUGCCAAGCCAGCCAAAAAGAACGCAAAGCCAGAAGCCAACGUGCAGGGAGCACCGCCUGGGCACCAUGCCAUUGAGAAAGGGGCUCCGCCCGGCCAACAUCCAGCAGCUCCGCAGCCGGCAGUGGAGCCUGAGGCCAAGGUCAAGGCAGCAGCAGCUCCCAAGGCAACCCGUGGACGAGGAGCCAUGAGUGACAACGUCUCAGUCGAGCGUGUGAAUGCAACAAUUGAAAUCAAUUCCCAUGACGUGGUUGAUGUCUCGGAGCUCUUCAGCAGACCCAGACUGGUUCCACGGUGCCAAUAUUUUAGUUUAGUUGGAGGAGAGUCCUUUGAUAUGAAAGACGAUGAAGAGUUGGAUUUGGGCGGUGUGAACGGCCGUGCAUCUGUAUGGUCUCAUAUCAGACUCUACCAGCCCCGUGUCUUCAUACUCUCUCCUCCCUGUACCCUGUAUUCAGCAUUGAUGCACUUGUGGUGCCGCAGAGCGAUGGGAGAAGACAAAUAUCAAAGACGCCGAGAGGAAGCUGAUCGCCUGCUCUAUUUCGCUGUUGAAAUUGCUGAAUAUCAGCGACGGCAAAAUCUCCACUUCCUGUUUGAGCACCCAGAUGGAGCCAGCAGUUGGGAGACAGGUGCUCUUCGACGCCUCUGCGGACAAGAUGGGGUCCUUGUCAGCCGAUUCGACCAAUGCAGGUUCGGACUAGUAUGCCCUGGCACAGGUGAGCCUAUCAGGAAACGUACUCGCUUCGUGCACAACUUGCCAGACAUUGACCGGGUUUUUGGAAAUGCUUUCUGCACAUGCUCCACCGAUCAUCGGCAAAUACAAGGUUCUGAGGCCGGGGUGCAGCUCUCAUCUCACUGCGAAUCUUACCCGCAGGAGAUGGUUAAUGCGAUGCUGUCUGCCAUCCGAGCAGAAAUCAGUGUCGAAAUGCUGGACUAA
Messenger RNA from Cladocopium goreaui, 2664 nucleotides. The record is from the annotation of a GenBank genome assembly. Lineage: Eukaryota; Dinophyceae; Suessiales; Symbiodiniaceae.